Dibothriocephalus latus is the source of this 396-nucleotide messenger RNA. The record is from the annotation of a GenBank genome assembly. Lineage: Eukaryota; Metazoa; Platyhelminthes; Cestoda; Diphyllobothriidea; Diphyllobothriidae.
ACUGAGGAGUGGUGCAAAAAGUACGCGGAGUUGAUGAAGAUGGUGGCUCGAGUGAAUCAGUUACGUGAGAAGGUUCAACGCCUUCCGCAUCCCGGCGUCGUCUACGACCUAUCUCCCUACCUCACUGAGAUAAAUGCUGUACUGGCAAUGGUCUUGGACUACUUCCGAUGGCUCGAGAGUGGUGUGAUGUCCUAUCGCACGUUUGGGCACCUCCGGCGACUUCUGACAUGGUUCUCUCCGGGAUACAGUGAGAUGGCCAUGUCAGGCGAACAUGAACCCUGGAUGUUCCGUGGUGGCCUCAUUACGGAAAUCCAAGUACGUGGCUUCGACUGCUACCGCCUAUUAACGAUCCUGUCGCUCUCCUAUUUCCUUGGUCAAACACCAUUUCCAUAUUAA